This is a messenger RNA of Ceratina calcarata, 3376 nucleotides long. RefSeq lists its product as uncharacterized. NCBI's taxonomy places the organism in Eukaryota, Metazoa, Arthropoda, Insecta, Hymenoptera, Apidae. Gene Ontology annotation, molecular function: protein-macromolecule adaptor activity; extracellular matrix structural constituent. The record is from RefSeq and is a predicted model, not a curated record. The transcript has 8 exons. Gene Ontology annotation, biological process: blood coagulation; blood coagulation, common pathway; fibrinolysis. Gene Ontology annotation, cellular component: fibrinogen complex. The coding region runs from base 1294 to 2892 and encodes 532 amino acids.
CAGCGGGACGGAACGGAACAGAACAAAUUCAAACGGAUCGAAUCGGUCUCAGAUCGGAUCGCGGGUUUACAACCGGGGAAAGGACGGAAAGAGACCAGAAUGGCCGGUAGAUCAGUGGGGAGAGGCAUAAGGUACUCUUUCAGCGCGGACACGUAUGUACGUGAAAGUAACUCUUACAGUUCACCGGUGAUCGUGUAUUUUCUUGGUGCUUUAUGGUGUCCGCGGUCCGACCGUUUUCUACGCCACCCGUUCAUUCAUCGAUUUUUGUCAAACCGCAGCCGAAUCAUACGAACGAGAGGGAAUAAGUGAAGAACGAAAAAGUGAAGAAGACGAGGUAGGGUGACUGAAACCUAUAAACGAUCUAUCCUUCGGUUCACAGCUGAAAGGAAGCUGCGAGAAGAUUUGGGAAGAGACACCGGGGGAGUUACUACGCCGGCGCAUGCAUAAAUCUGCGUAUUAACGGUUACUUUAUCACCGGGCGAACUCGUCGUCGCGUUAACGUUCAUCGUCCGCUGUUAGUUUCGCUCGCAUCCCGGGCGAAAGUCGCCUCCGAGAUACAAAGCGCGCCGAUACACUUCGCCUGGCCGCUAAUAUGUUCGUUUAACUUUUACUUUUCAUCGAGGAAUCCCCGUGUGUCAACGUGCAGAGAAGAAAAACCGAUUUACAACUCAGCUCUUCAUCCGGUGAUACCAAUUGCAUCCACGAGUGACGUCCAAAUCAGCGAACCAGUUGGAACCGAGAUUUUAAUUAAAAAACAAAAUUAAACAAUCUUUAUAAGAUCGAAAUAAAUCGAAGCCUUGUUAUCUCAUCUUACGUCGUACCGUGCGGAGGAUUAACAUAUUACACGAAACAGGAUUUAAGUGUGGCAAGACUACUCUCAACGCUCGUUUUCUAACGAGCCAAUCGUCCCGACCAGAUGAAUGAUUUUUAAAGGAAAAUCUUGUCGUGUUGCUCGUCGUAACAGCUGUUUUCGUCGCGGAGCGAUCCGUGACUCGAGUCCCAAUCGGGGAAAAACAGCAGAGGACAAUUUGUAAUUCUCGCAUUGAAGACGUGCGCGACGGAAGAACUCGUUCGUUUAAUUAACGGUAAAUGGAUGUUCCGAUUAAAAAGAGGAAGAAGAACUUGCGAGCCACGGGUUAGUAAUAAUAAUUGAACGUAAAGUGAAUCGUCGAUAGUGAAUGUUGGAUACGUGAUUUCAUCAAAUAGCGUUGAUAGUUUCUUCCUAACUCUUCUUCGAUUCCUUCCUUUCAUUGUUUCACGUGAUUCUUAUAUCCCCUUCGAUUCUCCUCGAUCAUGAGAGAAAUCGUAAUACUUGCCAUAUGCCUACUGGGUGUCGUGUUCGCUGGAAGUCCUAGACUGCCCAGGACCUCAGCCGAUGAACGUAACACCCGUAAUGUCAGUAACAAUGGAGCCAACGCCACCGGAAAUGCGAUACCGCCGGUGUCUAGCCGCAAUGUUCAACGAAACAGGGAGCAGUACCUGUUCAACGUGUUCGAAGUGAUAGUUUCGACGUUGGAAUCGAAGUUGCAACGAAUCGAGAAUUUGGACAAAGCAGUCGAGCACUUGAUGAGGAGAGUGGAGGCCCUGGACUCUCGGGUGAACGAUAACAUCGAUAAGACCGACUCGGUGAUUACGAAGCUGAGGACAUUAGAUCUGAAGCUAUUCAACCCUCAUACAACGUUCGUACCGAGCGAGGCCACAUACCAGGCAAGGUUGCCCAACGAUAAGAAUGAGAACGUCGUCAAAAGCGCCUCGACGUUGCACGCGAUUCAUCAGAGUCGAUCUGAGCCGUCAUCGGAGAUGCUCGGCGAGAAAUUGGUGUCCCUCGAUCAAAAAGUGUCUGACAUCGACAACAAGCUGAUCGAUCUGAAAAAUCAACUGGACAGCAACUUCCUGCAGAACGACGAUAUAAACGCAGAGGCCAGCGAGAAGAAGCCGGUUAGCAUGAGCGUGAUUGAAAUCACGAAGGCCAUGAGUAAUGAGGUGAUAAAUCACAUCACGAUCGAGAUCGAGAAUCUGAGACAGGCGACGAACAAUAUGGACAGGAAGCUGCAGUUCCAUGUGAAUCUUGUGUCCGAUCGCCUGGGGACCAUCUAUGACAUGAUGACCGACGUGCAUGACGCGAUUUUGGUCAGAGGGACUGCAAACCCCCGGCAAACGUAUAACGUUACUACUACGACUACCACCGAGUCGCCACCGAAGCAAAAUAAAAUUGAUCGACUCGUGGAACAGAUGUAUCCGAUGUUGACCGUUUCGGAAAAGAUGGACGAAGUCUGGAACGUCGUGAUUGGAACGAAGAGUUCAGUGGACGAUCUGUUACCGAAGUCCGACGAACUCCUGACGCAGACGCAGAGGCAGGAAAGGGCGAUCAAUGAGAUCCAUGCUGAUCUCAGAUCGAAGACGAAUAAGAUCAUCGAGAAUUUAGAAGGUGUCGAGAACAGGCUUCGAAAGCAAGAGGACGACGUCGCCAGCCUUGCUCAACGUCCGAUCCCAGCGGAACUGUUGCUCGACCCUACGAUCGACCGGCUCGUCGAAUAUGAUUCAAGUAGGUCAGUUUUUUUUCUGUUUCUUAUUUAUUUCCCCGAACGUCUUUCCCUUGGAUAUUACGUACGACUCUCAUGCAAGAUCAAGAUUUAUUGGGUCGACGCAGAAGCUUUUNGGCAAUAUAGGGAUAACGAUAGAUCGUCGCUGAAUUGUGCUUCUAUGCUGAAAGGUGGGUGGUGGUGGAAGUCGUGCGGAAGGGGUUUGAAUGGUCUUUACCUGAACGACCCACAGGAUUUAACUGCUCGACAAGGCAUCGUAUGGUUCCGUUGGAGAGGAUGGGAUUACACGUUGAAGCGUGCCUCGAUGAUGAUCAAACCGAAAGGACCAGCUACUGCGGCAGCGACAUAAGUGAUUUCAGAUGAUGUGUAAAAAGUCUUAGAAAAUAAUUAGUGCGAGGCAACGCGCGCAGCGUUCGGUAAUACAGAAGGACGCGAGUUCUCAGUUACCAAAUAUAUUCAUAAGAAUGUUUGGAAACGGCGAAAGAAAAAUUCGCUCUCCAGAGAAUUUGCGUUCGCGUCCUCGUCGAUUUCACUGAAUGCAAUUUUGUUUGGAGUAAAAAAAAGUAUUUAUUUCGAGCCAAUUCGUUUUCACCGGGACUUAGAUCCGAAAUUAUGUACAAAGCCAUUAGAGGUAUAUUUUAAUUAAUAUUGACAUAUGAAACAAUUCGGCGGGUGGCAAGAGAGAAAUGCGAGUAAUUUAUAGGUCUUCGGAUUAGAUGACAUCGUUAAGUGAUGCGAUACAUGAAACACGGACUGUCAUUUGUAAAUUGCAUCCCGACCCACUUUGAAAAAGAAUGAAACAAUAAACUCGUGAUUUAUACUUUUUCAAAGCA